UUGACGAGCCCAGCCCAGGCAACUGACCCAAUUGCACAGCCAUCACCUCCUACAGCGCUGCCUGCGAGUGAAUGCUCACAUGACAGACAGUACGACGACGUCAAUACGAUGAGACGACACCAACCGCCGUGACUGUGACCCUGCCAUGUACUGGCCGAUUGGCGCGCCGAACGUCUACUCGCUGUCCAGACACCCCCUCUCCCUCCACGACUCAGCCAUUGUGCACUCGGACGAUGGACUCCACGACAGUACUAGUAGCGCCUCUGCCUCGACACCCAGCGAUGCUUCCCACGAACAGACUCAGUCCGAGCCCGCGCCGAACGGCCGUGCAAAGAGCCCAGACGAGCCCGCGGCACCCGAGGGCCCAUCGGCCUUGGACAGCGAAAUCGUCGACGCGACCAUCUCUCGGGGCGGCAGCGUGUUCAUGACCUUGACGAGGUCCUCGCUGAUGGUAUGGCAGACCAAACCGAUUCUGGCUCUGGCGGGAGUGCAGCGCUCACCGCAGUCCAUGAAGUCCUAUGGUUACAACACGGCCCUGCUGCUAAGGCCUGAUGCGCUGCUCGUGGUCGUGCAGACUACAUUGGGAUAUAUGAUCAUGUACUCGAUUACCAUGGACGCCAAUACGCGCGUCUAUCAGGUGGCGCUGCCAGAAGCGAGCAGACACCACCGCAAGCAGAGUACCGAUGGAUACAGUCAUUUGCGCAAGCCGAGCACUGUGAAUGCAGCGGCAACCUCUGGAGAAGGGGAGGGCAUCCGUGAGGUCAGCAUACGCUUUCGCAUGGUGAUCAGGAUCGAUGCAGGAAUCAGUAGAGCAUUGGCGCUAGACGACGAGCUCGUAGUAGCUACGCAGAAGCCAGCUGCCCUGCAGUGCAUCAAAUGGGUAGCUCAGAGCGGAGUGUCGCAAACCAGUACUCAGCUCGUCGCCCGCAUGCCAUGGCUCGGUAGGAAAACAGCUGUGAUUGAGAUCAUUUACGAUCGGCCAAUGAAUCUCACGUGCUGGAUCACAAAUGAUGGACAUGCUUAUGCCGUACAACGAAGACACUCGAGCAGCAUCGACCCAGAAAGUCCCGAGUGUCUAUUCCAGGGCUUUUGCUUCCGGGAACCAGAGGCGAAAGAUGGGCAUGCGGUCAAAGUUGCCAUCAACGCUAGGUUCUCGCUCAUAGCCGUUGGCUGCGCAAGUGGGCACAUUGACGUUUACCUGGUCAAAGAUUAUACUGGUAACAUACCACUAUCGCACAAGAUUCAGUUGCCAGUGGGCUCAGCUACAACAGGCAAGCUGACAACGCUGACAUACUCGCCCGACGGAUACUGCCUCUUUGCUGGAUACGAGCGUGGUUGGGCGACUUGGACUGUGUACGGCAAACCAUGUGCCAACACAUUCAGCAUAGAUCGAGCGCAAUCUGAAGCCAACGACGAGCGUUGGCUUCAUGGUGUGAGAACGGCUUUCUGGAUAGGCGGAGGCUGCGAAUUGGCGUUGUUUCCCUUUGCGGAUAACCGGCUGUACGUACUCGACAUCGCUCGUAAUGCUGCGACUGGUUGCCUCACGCCGGCCAACGUUUCACGGGGCUUGUUGUAUUCGACCGACAGUAUCAUGAUCUACAAGGGACAUGAUGUUCCGGACGUGACCUCCUUGCCGUCCGACAUAUCUCUCUGGCAAACGGUGCAGGUUCCCUCGCAGUACCUCAUCCAACAGUGGCCCAUCAAAUCAGCGGCAAUCUCGUCCGAUGGCAAAUACGUUGCUGUGGCAGGGCGACGAGGACUUGCGCAUUUCAGUGUCGCGAGUGGGCGCUGGCGUACCUUUGACGACCCCCAAGCCGAGCAAGAGUUCACAGUCCGGGGCGGAAUGUGCUGGCAUUAUCACAUAUUGAUAGUCGCCGUGGAAGCCAGCAAUCGGUCUGAGGUACGACUCUACUCGCGCGAGAAGGCCCUGGAUUACUCGCACAUCCAACACAUAGAAAAGCUUUCGGCGGCUGCCAUAUCGACCACGGUUUCUGGAGCCGAUUCCCUGCUAGUGUAUACUUACGAUAACGUCCUGCUCCACUAUAUCAUUGUCAUGGGUGGCAGCACGCCCAAACUGGUGCAGGUGGGUCAGAUUGGAUUCCAUGGCAUCAUCAGAGCGCCACCACGGGUGCGCACGAUUAGUUGGGUUCUUCCUGAAGAGCAACUCGAGCACGGCGACCCUUCCCAAGACGUCGCUGCUGCAUCGGUGAUUUUUCUUGUGGACGGAAAGCUGGUGCUGCUCCAGCCUUCGACGAACGAACACGGCGAGCUCAAAUAUGACAUGCGUGUCAUUGCUCAGAACGUGGAGUAUUUCAUUCUGCUUCGUGAUCUGCCAUCGGCGGUGACAUCUUUGAAAGGUGACGGAACCGAUGCUUCGACGCCUCCUCUCAACGGCUUAUCACUCGAUCAUCCUCUGGGACAUAGUCUCCGCGAUUCGCUGUGGUACUUUGAUGGCGCAGGUUUCCACGUGUGGUCAGACAUUCAGGAUGUCAUGGCACGAGCGCCCGCGGAGCUCGGUCGCGACCUGCCUCCUGCCGUUGCCGUGCAACUUGACUUCUCGCCCCUGUCCGCGGUCGUUGGCAAGGGCAUCGUGUCUGGCAUCGAGGCCGACAUCGUUCAGCGUCGAGAUGUCAACUUCAGCUUUUUCCGACACGCGCCACGAACGCAACUAUUCCUUCCCCAGCUGCUUCGUUACCACUUGACCGAGUUCAACUCGCCCGCAGCUCUCCACCUGUCGAGCUCAUAUCAACAUCUGCCAUACUUCUCCCAUGCGCUGGAAGUACUCUUGCACGAUGUGCUCGAUGCAGAAGUGGACGAUCCGCCCUCGCCUCCUGAGACAGCGCUGCUGCCGACGGUGCUGUCGUUUUUGUCAUCAUUUGACUCGUAUUUAGACGUCGUGUGCAAUUGCACGCGCAAGACCGAGCUGCGCAGUUGGAAGACGCUCUUCUCGUACCUCCCGCCGGUCAUGGAAUUGUUCGAACAAUCUCUCGCCCAAGGCAAGCUCAACACUGCGGCGGGCUAUCUGCUCGUGCUGCACGCAUUCGAGGAGGAUUCCUUCCAGGUUCAUGAAUUUGCACAGCUGUUGCAGCGAGCUGCAGACGCCAAUGACUGGGAACUGUGUCGAGAACUCGCACGGUUCUUGGUGGGGAUCGAUAUCUCUGGUGAAACAUUGAGUGCCGCCCUGAUGGAAGCAGGCCUCGGAGAUGCCUCGUCCAAUGAUCAAAAGAAUCAUACUAAUGGGACGUCGCGAGGUAUUGGGUUCUUUCGAGGACCAGCAGACUACUUCUCAAUGGGCUGAAGGUACAUGUAGAUAGGUCCUGUUAUAUUCACC
Sphaerulina musiva SO2202 is the source of this 3331-nucleotide messenger RNA. Its product is annotated as RIC1-domain-containing protein. Gene Ontology annotation, molecular function: protein binding. Gene Ontology annotation, biological process: intracellular protein transport; retrograde transport, endosome to Golgi. Lineage: Eukaryota; Fungi; Ascomycota; Dothideomycetes; Mycosphaerellales; Mycosphaerellaceae. The record is from RefSeq and is a predicted model, not a curated record. The coding region runs from base 146 to 3298 and encodes 1050 amino acids. The transcript has a single exon. Gene Ontology annotation, cellular component: Ric1-Rgp1 guanyl-nucleotide exchange factor complex; Golgi membrane; cytosol.